Messenger RNA from Nomia melanderi (Alkali bee), 4651 nucleotides. RefSeq names its product Hen1 methyltransferase (gene Hen1). Gene Ontology annotation, molecular function: O-methyltransferase activity; RNA methyltransferase activity. Gene Ontology annotation, biological process: siRNA processing; RNA methylation; piRNA processing. The record is from RefSeq and is a predicted model, not a curated record. Lineage: Eukaryota; Metazoa; Arthropoda; Insecta; Hymenoptera; Halictidae. Gene Ontology annotation, cellular component: nucleus; cytoplasm.
CCAUGGAACGAUGUUUUUGUAGUUAAUAGUAAUUUCCUAAUAACAUUUUACCGGCUGAAAUUCUCAACUGCAAUUGCAGCGCCAUACCCGCCGAUUGGGCGGUAUUAAGAACGCUCCAGCCAAUCAAAACCAACUCGUGGAAUUCGUCAAAAUAAAACAACAUGGCCGUUAUUCCGCACAACGGGUAGGGAUGAGUUCGUGAAAUUUGUACCGUGCCUGAAAGUUACCAUUGAUUUUCAGUGUUGACAUGAUCAUUGUAUUGUUUCAUGUGCUUUAUCUGCUUGGCAAGUGCAUAUAUCAAAAUUACAGAGUCAAGAAACAAGAAGCUAGGGACGAUAGCAUCGACGAUAAUAUGGGCGAUAAUAUCGGCGAUAACUUCGACGAUAUCAUCGAUGAUAACAUCGACGAUAACAUCGAUGAUAACUUCGACGAUAAUUUCGACGAUAACACAGACGAUAAUACAUGUAGCGUAUGCAGCUUAGACAGAAAAGUAAAAUUCGAAUAUCCGCGACAUUAUAUGAGAUUCAGUCCGCCGGCAUAUGUGCAGAGAUAUGAUGCGGCUUAUCAUGUAUUAGCCGACUUCAAGUACAAGGCAAAAUUACGCAAGAUUGCUGAUUUUGGCUCCCAUGAACUUGGUUUUCUGCGGUUAAUAAAAUAUAUAUAUUUCGUGGAAGAAAUUUUACUUGUAGAUAUUGAUAGAGAUGUAUUGGAAAAUUAUAAGGAUAGAGCUUCACCCUUAAUUUCAGAAUAUAUAGAGACUAGGGAUGUUCCAUUGACAAUUGAAUUAAUCGAGGGCAAUGUGAUUCAUAAUGACGAAAAACUACAAAAUACUGAUGCUGUAACUUGCUUAGAAUUGAUCGAACAUUUGGAUGAGGACACUCUGAAUGCAUUUCCUACUAAUAUUUUUGGGUACAUUAAGCCGAGAGUAGUAGUGAUAACAACCCCAAAUGCAGACUUCAAUGUAUUAUUUCCAAAUUUCUCUGGAUUCAGACAUUGGAGUCACAAAUUUGAAUGGACUAGGCAACAGUUUCAAGAAUGGGGAAAGAAUAUUACUAUGCAAUAUCCAGCCUAUAAUGUAACCUUUCGAGAUAUUUGCUAUGGGCCAGAGGGCACGGAACAUUUAGGGGGUGUCUCACAGAUGGCAGUAUUUGAUUGCGUGGACCUUGAUUACCGAAAUACUCGUACUCCAGGCGUACCAGGUUUAUUUAAACCUAUAGUUCUGUACGAAUAUCCAAGGACCAUAGACAAUCGUUCGGACGAAGCAAAGAUUCUCGAUGCGGCAACGUAUUACAUUCGACAUUUAUCCUUUAGAAAUAAAGAUAUGGAAUCUGAAGUGCCACUGCACGCACUAAUACGCAGUAUGGUUUCAUUUGAUGUAUCGGAAGAAACAUUGCAAACAGUUUUAGGAGAUGCCGGUUGGACGGUUGAACCACGUGAUUAUGGGUUGGUUGUAUUGGUACCGCGGGAAAACAUUUUUGAUCUGAAUCUAGGACGGACAGAGACAGGAUCACGCUGGUAUUCUGAAUCACCUCAUGUGACUCAAGGCGACGAAGACGACUGGGAACUUAAUUUUGCGCCACCUGAAGAUUCGGUUAGAUAUUUGGAAGAAGAAGAAGAUUGGGGAAAUCCAAACUGGGACCAAGAACCAAGCAUCGUGAUCCCACAAAAUAAUUCUCUUCUCGAGAACAAUACAUAUCUUUUCGAUGGAGAAAACGAAGUAUCAGAUGGUGUCUUUAAAAGAAAAGGUUCUACGUCUUCAGAGAAGUACGAUGAGACUGGUACGAAAGAAAACUUAAAUCCAUGUCUCCCUCUUCUUAGUAACAUUGACUGUAUUAGCACAGAUCAUUUGAAUGAUUCGUUCGAUCAAAACGUUCCGGUAGAUUUCAACGAUUCGUUCGAUCAAAACGAUCAGACAGAUUUCAACGAUUCGUUCGAUCAAAACGAUCAGACAGAUUUCAACGAUUCGUUCGAUCAAAACGUUCCGGCAGAUUUCAACAAAUCCGUGGUAUUGUCGGACUCUUCUAACUUCGUACGUUCUUCAGGCGCGCGAGUUGGUUCUGUAGUGGAAACCGCUGAACUGCUCAAUCACAUGUUAGAUUUUCCAGUGAACUUGUCCACAUCCCGCGCAUCCACUUCACCUGACCCGUACCUCCUCCGAACUGUGGAAAUGGAUCAGCAAUUCAAACACAAUAGUGUAUGUAACGAUAGCAUAAGCGAUUAUUCGACAUUGAAUAAUACGUUUGACCAAAGAAACUUAUGUAAGGGCAAUGAGUCACCGUCGAAUAAUGGCACGGACGAUUGCAAUGACUUGCAUAGCACAUAUUUAAAUACGUUGCACAAAGAAAGCGAACGUUCCGAAGUGAGUAGUUCCGAAAUUGUUAGUAGUACAAACACGAAUACAAUUCAAAACGAUGAUGCCUCGAAGCGGGGUCAGUCAUACUUGAACACCAGUACAUCUCUCGUCAGUAGUUCGGCAAUCAAUAAUCAACCGCAGUUCACUAGUUCACCGAAACAGGACACGAAAGUAAACACUACGUGUAGAAAUCGAAAAUCCAUGAAUCUUUGCGAGCAACCAAGCAGUAGCCAUUUGUCUAGCACAAUAAAGCAACUUCAGUUAAUAGGACUCGAAAGCAAUAAUCAAUCCGUAAACAAUGUUAAGACGUUAUUAAUCGACGACAACAAGAUCGAGCAAAGCAGUUCGUUGAUAUCUACACUUAAUGACAAUAGCCAGCUGACGAAGGGAUCACAUGUAACAGUUCCUUUGAUUAGUGAUACAAGCGUGAAUGACGCGCAAAUGUUAACUUGUGAUAAGAGAUCUCAAUUAACCGACUUGAAAUUAAUUACGCCAGAAACUAGCGUCAGAUUCGCUGACAAGGAAGACGGAAGAAACGUUGAGUCUCGGGGAAAUAUAAAUAAUACCGAAAUUUCUCGUCAUCAUGCCAAAGAUAUUACAGGUUUAAAUAAUUUAUCCUUGGUAUCGAAUAAAGAUGCAAGGAGUGUUCAAUCUGUAUCAGUAUUAAAAAACGAGAAACAUGAUGAAUGCACCGUGGAAUACAGCAAAGACAUGAACACAGUUGCCGCGGAAGUUGUAAAUAGCACAGGAGCUAAACCUUCUUCACCGGAAAUCACGGAAACGCCGCCAAACAGUUCGUCCCCGGAAGUGAUGGAUUCUGGCUACCCGAACUCUGCUUCUGCCCCAGACAUGUCUCCAGAAUUUGAACUGUCCAGUAUAGCGCAAGAUCGUAUAUCUGAUUCUGAACCACCCAGCAUAGCAGAAGCACCCAAAUUAGCAGUUCACGAGGUGGUAGAAGUUGAAAAUGGCGAUUUGGCGAACAACAAUAGAGACGGAGAGGGUAACAACAUGAUGGCCGCUCAGUUGAAUGAACUGAAUGACCUGCAACCCUUGAUCGACGUACUCGAAAAUGAUCUGGAAAAUGAAAAUGAUAUUUAUGUGCUGGAGAACGAUUUCCCUAUGUGGUUGCUCAGAAUAUUGGACAUGGCCAACCCCAUUGAUGUUGAAAUGCGGAUAAGAGAUCGUAGAGAACUGAGAUUCCCGGAUAGAGCAGGUAGGGAUAACAGGUACGUGAACAUAGAGCACGACGAAGGUUUCAAUAGUAGUUCUGAGGAUAGCAGUGAUUUGGAGAAUCACGAGAUGGCCGAGGAGGAUAACAGUGAUGAAAACGAAAAUGCGGCAAUUGAUAACGAGAACGUGUCGCGCAGUGGCAGUGGAAAGUAAUAGACGGAAAGCCGGUAAUACAUGAUACUAUUGAUAUAAUUUUUACUUAAAACGAUUCCGCAUAUACCCUUCGAUACGUUUCACGAGUCUGCAGAUGGAAGUGGCGAAGGUAAUUAUUUUUUUGAACAGUAUUUAUCAUGUUUCGUUUUAUACGUUGAUUUAUACUCCAAGGUCCAAGGGGCCUUUUUCUAUUUUUAAAAUAAGUUAUUUCAGAGAAGCCGCACGGGAAAAUAUCUUCGAACAAUAUUGCGAAUAAUUUUAAGCGUUUUUGUUGAGAAACCAUGUUCCUUUUUUUUAAGUUAUACAACAGAAACGAAGUUGUUUCCUUUUUACUGUUAUUUGUUCGGUUUUCUCGUUGCGGUUGUCUUUGCAACUGUUCUGUUGCGUUAGUCUCUUUAGUGAGCGUAGAGCUAUAAGAUAUGUAUUUAUAUAAUUAAUAAGGUCUGCUUGUUACCAUGAACAAUUAAGGCGUCUAAUUUGAGAAAAAUGUAUGCAUAUAUUUUCGUACGAUUUUCAAGAUCUCCACGUCAUCUCUUUUAAAUUUACAGUAUCAUAAGAUUUGUAGCGCGCUAUUUGAUCUAUGUUACGGUUUGCGGAAGUUUUAUUUAUAUGUUGCAUUUUGUUCCCCCCGCUCUUUCUUACAUACGUGAUUAUAACCAAAGUGAUAAAUUGUGGACAAGGUCCGCACCGUACGUUUGAGAUCUAUCUAAGACUGAAACUCUGCAUAUCUUUUCGUUUUCAUGAUACUACAUAAUUUGAACAAAUAAAACAAAAUGAAUGGAAUAAACGUAUCUCCUAAAAGGUCUCUGUACUCACUGCCCUGAAUAUCAUUUCCGCCCCACAGGUAUUUCACUGAACAUCGAGAGAUAGACAGAUACGGUUUGUUUGUUUAUUUCAAUAAUAGUGGAAUGACAU